AUGACUACAGUGUAUAAUAGCAGCUUUGCAUGUAAGCUGCUGGCAAAAUUUGAAGUGCAAAGCUUGUUGAAGGAAGGAGAUGUUAUGAUAGGUGGCAUUUUCCCAGUUUUGUCAAAACAGGAGAAUAUACUUUUCUCAUUUGAUAAUAAACCACAAACAACAGAAUGUAAAGGAUUUGACUUACGAGCUUUUCGCUGGAUGAGGUCCAUGAUGUUCGCAAUAGAUGAAAUAAAUCAAGAUGAUCAUUUGCUUCCAAACAUUUCUCUGGGAUAUAAAAUUGUGAACUCUUGUUGGUCUCCUACUAAUGUUUUGAGAGCCACCCUCACUUUGAUGAGCACAUCAGAGGAAAAGUUCUCUCAAUGUCAUCCACCUCCCAUCUUAGGUCUUAUAGCUGAAGCAGGAUCGACCCAGUCUUUAGUUGUGGCUGGGACAGUUGGACCAUUCAAAAUACCACUGGUGAGUUACUUUUCAACAUGUGCAUGUUUGAGUGACAAAGCAAAAUAUCCUACAUUUUUCCGAACAAUACCAAGUGACUACUACCAAGCAAAGGCUUUGGCUUUCUUUGUUAAACAAUAUGGAUGGACAUGGAUUGGAGUUAUACAGUCUGAUAAUGAUUAUGGGCGAAAUGGAAUAUUAGCAUUCACAAAGGAAGUGGAGGCUCAUGGGGUUUGUAUUGCAUUUGUUGGCACAGUUUUGCGUACAUAUCCCCAAAGUAAAAUCCUUGAACUUGUUAAACUAAUAAAGCAAUCAACUGUCAAAGUGAUUCUUGCAUUUGUGCCAGAGAGAGAUAUCUAUUCUUUAAUGAAAGAAGUGGUAAAACAAAAUAUAACAGGGAUACAAUGGAUUGGAAGUGAAGCCUGGGUAACUGCAGACAGUCUUUCAACGCCAGAAAUGUUCAAAUAUUUUCGAGGAACAAUAGGAUUUGUGGUCCGAAAGAUGGCCAUGCCCAAACUAGCACCGGUUCUAAAAGAUAUCAGCCCAUAUAAUGAUUCAGAGUCUGGUUUUGUCAGUGAUUUCUGGGAAACAUUGGUGGGCUGUAGCCCUCCAUCAUCAAUAAAUUAUUCAAGUAAUCACACAAAAUUAUGCUCAGGAAAAGAAAAGGUUGAUUACACAAACAAAUUUUUUGAUGUCACCCAACUUAGAGUCUCAUAUAAUGUCUAUCAAGGAGUGUAUGCAAUUGCACAUGCACUACACCAAGGGAUGUUUUGUGAAAAGCCUGAAAGCAAUGUCGCCAGACAAUGUCUUAAUGCUUCACAGAUAACCCCUAAAAUAGUUAGUGAGCAGUUGAAAAAUGUCCAUUUUGUGGAUGCAUUUGGAGAAGUAGUGUUCUUUGACAAGAAUGGAGAUCCCCCUGCUUCAUAUGAAAUCAUAAACUGGCAGAUGAGAGAAGGUCAAGUGCAGCAUAUUGUGAUUGGCCAUUUCAGCACCUCUGCAAAUGGGAAAUAUGAACUUGUGAUAAAUGAAGAGAAGAUUAUCUGGAGCACAGGGAAUUUGACCCCAAAAGCUGUUUGUUCAGAAAUCUGUCCACAAGGCACAAGGAAAGCACAAAUUAAAGGUUUACCUCUGUGCUGCUUUGACUGUAUUCCAUGUGCUGAUGGCUCUAUAGCAAACACAUCAGGAGCAACAGAUUGUAUCAACUGUCCUGAAGAGUACUGGUCAAAUGAAAGAAAAGACAGCUGCAUCAUGAAAAUAACAGAGUUUCUGUCAUACACUGAAACAAUGGGAAUUAUUCUUAUGGUCUUGUCAAUAUUGGGUGCCUUUUUAACAUUUUCUACUAUGGUGGUGUUCAUACAUUUUAGAGACACGCCAGUAGUAAAAGCAAAUAAUUCAGAGCUGAGCUUACUUUUACUUCUUUCUCUUAUAUUUUGCUUCCUCUGUCCUCUCACAUUCAUUGGUGAGCUCACAGUCUGGUCCUGCAUGCUGCGUCACACAGCAUUUGGUAUUGCCUUUGCCCUCUGCAUCUCUUGUAUGCUGGGGAAAACUAUAGUUGUGGUAACUGCCUUCAGAGCAACACUACCUGGGAACAAUGUGGCAGGAAAAUUUGGACCACCUCAGCAAAGGGCCAUUGUGUGUUCAUGCACUGCAGUUCAAAUAGUUAUUUGUAUUCUUUGGCUAAAUGUUGCACCACCAUUCCCAGAUAAGGUCUUUGAGCAACGCAGUAAAAAAAUAAUUUUAGAAUGUAACACAGGUUCAGAUGCUGCAUUUUAUGCUGUUUUAGGAUACAUUUUCCUUCUUGCCAUAGUUUGUUUGGUCCUUGCCUUUUUAGCCAGAAAGCUACCUGAUAAUUUUAAUGAAGCCAAAUUCAUCACAUUUAGUUUGCUUAUAUUCUGUGCAGUUUGGAUUGCCUUUAUCCCAGCUUAUGUCAGCUCUCCUGGAAAGUAUACAGUAGCUGUAGAAAUAUUUGCAAUUUUGUCUUCAGCUUUUGGCCUGCUCGUAUGCAUUUUUGUUCCAAAAUGUUAUAUAAUUUUAAUCAAACCAGAGAGAAAUACAAGAAAGCAUGUAAUGGGAAAAAAUCCAAAGGCUAAUUCAUUGUAA
This is a messenger RNA of Neoarius graeffei (lesser salmon catfish), 2535 nucleotides long. RefSeq names its product extracellular calcium-sensing receptor-like. Lineage: Eukaryota; Metazoa; Chordata; Actinopteri; Siluriformes; Ariidae. The transcript has 7 exons. Gene Ontology annotation, biological process: G protein-coupled receptor signaling pathway. Bases 1 to 2535 code for a protein of 844 amino acids. Gene Ontology annotation, cellular component: membrane. Gene Ontology annotation, molecular function: G protein-coupled receptor activity. The record is from RefSeq and is a predicted model, not a curated record.